Vollenhovia emeryi is the source of this 2910-nucleotide messenger RNA. RefSeq names its product monocyte to macrophage differentiation factor 2. The record is from RefSeq and is a predicted model, not a curated record. The coding region runs from base 303 to 1247 and encodes 314 amino acids. The transcript has 4 exons. Lineage: Eukaryota; Metazoa; Arthropoda; Insecta; Hymenoptera; Formicidae. Gene Ontology annotation, molecular function: pore-forming activity. Gene Ontology annotation, cellular component: membrane.
UUCGGUUGGAUCAGUAUCGGUCCCGACCCCGAUCUCGUUUGAUCGGCGUUUGGCGCUCGCGGUACUCGAUAUUUUCAUCCGUCAGUAACAUUCGCAUCGGCGGCAGAAGUGAAUGGGCGGGCGCAUUCGCGGAGCCUGUUUCAAGCGCGUUCGCCCUUCGUUGCUUUCUCGCGUGGGCCUUGGUCGGUGCUGGUGAACGCGCGAGUCCAUCGAUUGUCCCCCGAGGCGGAAAGUUCGACGACAAGCUCGCCCACUCGUCACUCGAUGCCGAACGUAAAUCGUUACGGGUCUGGCGACAUGCGAUGGAAGACGCAGCUGGCUCAGCGACUGUUAUGCCGCCGUUAGCCACGUUAGCCGAACACCCUACAUCAGAAUAUCGACCGUUUCUCUACCGGCAGGGAUUAAAUCUUACCCCAUUAAGAUCUAACGUCAUGGACGGUGCCUGUCUUCGUCAGUUUAUCACAGCACCCAUCAAAAAUCUUCUUCAAUUACAACGGAUCAGAGAGAUAAAGUGGAUGAAUCCGAGAGCAUGCACAAACGAGGCGUACACUCCUACGCCCAUUGAACAUAUGGCAAAUGUGGCGACUCAUGGAAUAUGGGUUGUACCAUCGAUAAUUGGCGGUAUCGAGCUCGUACGGCGUUCGGCGACAUGGGCCCAGUUUGUUUCCGCUUGCGUAUACGGCACUUCCUUGAUCCUUGUUUUUGCAGUGUCUACUUUUUUCCACAGUGUGCACUACUGCAACCACAAUAGGCAACUAAAAGACGCGUUGCAUCGUUGCGAUCGUGCCAUGAUUUACAUCUUCAUAGCAGCCAGUUACUUUCCAUGGUUAAAUAUAGAACACUUCCCAGACGAUGAGCUUUUAUUCGCGAUGCGAUAUGUCGUCUGGAUUAUGGCUAUAGUGGGUAUCCUCUACCAGCAAAUCUUUCACGAGAGAUACAAGAUGCUCGAAACUAUUUUCUACGUGGUCAUGGGCAUUGGACCUAGCGUCGCGAUCCUCAAUGUUUACAACUAUUAUAAUAUUACGGAAUUGAAACUGGGCGGACUGAUAUACGUUCUUGGCUUGGUAUUUUUCAAAUCGGACGGCCGCAUACCUUGCGCGCACGCGAUCUGGCAUCUUUUCGUGGCUGCGGCAGCUGGAUUUCAUUACUAUGCGAUUCUGAACCACGUAUUUCCUGAAGACUCGACGAGCGUUCUCGGACCAUCCGGCAGUAUAUCUAAUGUACUAAAGCCUCGCAUGGAAUUGUAGGAGUUGUCGCGUACACCAUUUUCUACCAUAUUUCUUCCAAAUGAUAAAGAUUCUAAAACAUAGCAGUUUUAAAGGGCAAACUGUGUAUACUGUUGUUUUUAUCUUCUUAAAGAUAGGGAGAUCUAUCUUUAAUUUAUAUCUAUUCAGAGGUUUUGAUAAGAGCAAAUUCAUUUUUCGACCGUGAUUCGUACCUGUCUGUGCUAGAUAGACAGCUAGAUAUUUUUUCAUAAUUAUUCCGAGUAAACGAUAAAUGAAUAUCCGUGUAUUGUGUGUAUAUACAUGUACGGUGUGUAAAUAUGUAAAAGAGAUUGAAUGUGUGUGAGGAGAAAGCGAAAAAAAGAUUUUUAAGUACCUGACGGCCAUACAAGACUCCAUUCGUAUAUAUGCAUUAUGAAUACGUUGUCUAUUAAAACAAAAAGAAAACAGUUAUUUAUUAAAAGAAAACAGUUGUCUAUUAAAACAAAAAGAAAACAGUCGUGUGUACAUGACUAAUUAUAUGACAAUUUUGAAUAUACAUUUAUAGCGAACAUUGUAUCUUUCGUGUUCGAUUUAGUGUAUCCAUUAGUUUCGACAUCAUUCGUAAACGUUGCCAAAUUAUUGUAAGAAAGAAAAUUGUACCAUGCCUCUACUUUUCCAAAUGCAACAAAAUAUUAUACAUAGAAUAUUUUUGGGAAAAACAUUAUUUUGUUUUAUACUACAUACUACGUUUGAUAAAAGUCUCUAUAUUAGGCUCUUUACAAAGUGUAGAUUAGCUUAGCGAAGAAAUAGAGAAAUCAAGUUGUGACUGAACAUGCAUCUGUACUAAAGCGUCUUUCUGUUUGCAGAUGUGUUGUGCCAAAAUUAGACUUAAUUUACAUUUCUUAUCUAACAUGGGAUUUCCAAUACAAGCCAUUUGAAUUUUUGUAACGGAAAAAUAGAAAUAGAUAUUAUUUGGAUUCUACUAUAUAAAAUUAUAAAUAAUUAAAUAUGUAGUCAGGAAGAGGCAAAAAAUACCAUCUAUACACAUAACAGUUAUCGAGUAUUUUCUAAAACAUGACAUGUUGAGCAAUGGCCUUACUUCUAUUGUUACUCGAUGUGAUAUUUCGGAAUGGUAUUAUAUGUAACAGACAGAUAAAAUCAGAUCUUUAUAGUACUUGUUGCAACAGUCAUAUUACAAUACGUUUUACAUCGUAAAGUAAUUUGUUUUGUCCGUGAUAUACAUUUGUGAACGUAUAUAACGAAACACAAAUUAAGUUUGUCUUCGCUUGCAUCAAUUGUACAUUUGUUCAAAAUAUGUAUAGUGAUACUUGUGUGUGUGCGUGCGUUGCGUGUGUGUAUACACACACAUGUAUAAAAUGUACAGUACUGACAAUGUAAAAUACGAGAGUCUUGAUGUAAGGAUAUUAAUUUGCAAUGUAUUCAUGUACCGUGAUAUCGCAAGAAGCAAAGUACAAAGUGAUUAUCAGUUACUCGAGUCACUCGCUGUUUGUUUCUUGUCUUUUUUUUUUUAAUAAUUCGUGGACCAAAGUAUCGUGGAGUAACGUGUAGUAUCGCUGUCAUUGUUAUACAUAUAGCAUAUAUACUUCCCGACAUGAGUGUAAUACUUGUAAUAGUGAGAAAUAAAAUAUUAUAUAUUGGCCAGAGAGAUUGUUCCUCUCUUCCAAUAUUCCAAUACCAUGCAAAA